Messenger RNA from Striga hermonthica, 2507 nucleotides. Lineage: Eukaryota; Viridiplantae; Streptophyta; Magnoliopsida; Lamiales; Orobanchaceae. The record is from the annotation of a GenBank genome assembly.
GUUACUAAAAAGCUCCAGAAGUUCUCGUUAUCUGUUGAAGAAUCUGGGGGUGUCGAAAUACAGCGCAAAGACAUUGUGUCGAGUGAGGAGGAAUGUGUGAAUAGUUUGUUUGGGAAAGUGAUUGGUAACCGCAAGGCCUCACUUCUGGGGGUCAAGCGAGCUAUGAGUGCAAUUUGGCGUCUUCACCAAAGAUUAGAGGUUCGUGAACUGGAAACAAAUUUUUUUCAAUUCAUCUUCUCCUCGGAAGAUGAUAGGAAAAGGGUUAUGGCGGGGCAUAGUUGGCUAUUAGAGAAUCAAUAUCUGGUUUUAAGAGAAUGGCGGAGGGGAUUAACCAGCAGACAUCGAAGUUUCGACCAAGUGAACUUGUGGGUGCAUGUUCUAAAUGUCCCUUUUAACUGGAUGAGCAGUGAGGUUGGGCUGAAAAUAGGGGAGGUGUUUGAGGGGGUAAAGAAUGUCACUAUCUGCAGAUUAGGAGGGGACGAGGGCAACUUCAUUAAGCUAUUGGCAACCAUCAAUACGAAGGAGCCAUUGCCUCGAUGUACAGUGGUGAAGCUCGAAGAUCAGCAGACGAUGGUUCAAUUCAAAUAUGAACGCUUAGUAAAUCUGUGCUACUACUGUGGGUGCAUUGGCCAUCUUGAUAAAAAUUGUGAAACUCGGCUGAUGGAUAUUGAAAACAGAAGUCUGCAAGAAGGGCAAUUUGGGGACUGGCUUAAAGCUGCUGUUUUCAUCUAUGGGAACAGACAUUCGGUUAAUAGUGGCUCAGAACCUAAAGAGAGUUCUCCUGCUCCAAACCCUAAAAUGGAUACCAGUGCUGCAGCUAGUACCUCGAGGCAUCCACCACAUUCUGAGAAAGGGGAGAAUAGAGAAGGUGGCUCUUCUGUUCAUAAAGCUCUUAGUACUAAAGAGGGUGGUCAAUCUCUGGAGUUGGUGAUGGUGUCUCCUUUGGGUGAGGAAGAGGAGAUUGCUGAAGUGGAGAUCAGGAAAGAGGGUGAUGAGAAGAGGGAUAUCAUGGUGAUAGAAGAAGCUAAUUCACCAUUGAUAGAUGUUGGAGUUGAAGCUGAAGUGCUGCUGGCUGAUAGUAGGAGAACAUGGAGAAGAGCUGCAGCUAAAGCUGGUAGACUAUUGAGAAGUCCGGUGAUUGAAGGGAAUUCCAUAUCUUUUAGUGGCUGGAAAAGGGAGAGAAAUAAGGAGCAAGAUCUUCAAGUGAAGAGCAAAGGUCGCCUUUUAUUGAUGUGGGAUCAGGAGGUUGAAAUCAGAAAGCUUGAAGGAAAUGAAUUCUGUAUUCAGGUGGAAGUCAGGGGCCCUGGUAUGAGUGAAUGGUGUUGGUUGGUCUUUGUGUAUAUCAGCACUGACAGAAAUAUGAGGAGUAUGCAAUGGGAGAUUUUGCUGGAUAGGAAGGUGGAUUGGGGGAGCUGUUGGGCAAUUGCAGGGGAUUGGAAUGAAAUUGUGAGCAAUGAGGAGAAAAGGGGUGGGCUUGUAAGAUCACAUAACAGUUUCUUACCCUUUAGAGAUUUUAUAGUGGACAUGGAAAUGCAAGAACAAGAUCAGAAGGGAGCAUUCUUUACUUGGGGGAAUAACAGGAGAGGGGAUGGCUAUGUGGAGGAGCGGUUGGAUAAAGUCUUUACAUCUCAGGAGUGGUUGUUGAAAUUCCCUAAGAUGGAGGUGUCUAACUUUUUCAGAAGUGCAUCUGACCAUAAUGUAAUCCUGUAUGACACUGAAAUGGAACUGCAAUCAUCUAGAAGGAGAUUUGUUUUUGAUAGAAACUGGUUGAAGAUGGAGGGUAUUGAAGAAGCUGUGGCCAAAGGAUGGGAAAUGGAUAGUGAGGGUUCUGAAAUGUUUAAAAUUCAUCAGAAAGUGAAACAUACUAAAAAGGCAAUCUUAUCCUGGUACAACCCGGUGAAGAGGAACAAUGAAAAACUGAUCCAAACCCUUACAGCCAAAAUGGAAAAAUUGAGAGAAGAGGGCAGGGAGAAGGAUUGGGUUACAUGGUGCUCCACAAAAUGUGAUCUUGAUAAGGCAUACAUGGAGGAAGAACAAUAUUGGAGGGCAAAGUCUAGGGCUCUAUGGCUUAAAGUUGGCGACAAAAAUACUCGUUUUUUUCAUGCCUUUGCUGCUCAGAGGAGAAAGAGAAAUUCUGUUUUGAGGCUUGUGUCUGGAACAGGUGAGGUGAUUACUGAACCGAAGAAGUUAGAGGAACACAUUGUUAACUACUACUCUUCUCUUUUCAAAUCUGAAGGAUCUAAUAGGGGGGAUGAGCUACUCAAUCAUAUUCCUCAGACUUUUGUUGGUCAAAAAGUGAAUCUCCAUAAAUCUUCCAUGUUCUUGAGCAAAAAUUGUUCAGUUGAAUUGAAAGAAAAGAUUUGUUCUAUUCUACCAGGGGUGAUUGUGAAGAGGUCUUCUAGGUAUUUAGGGCUCCCCCUGGGGAUUGGGGCAUCAAAGAUUGAAGCUUUUCAGUUUGUAGUGGAUGCUGUCAGGAAUAGAAUUUGCAGUUGGAAGAAUCAGUUUUU